Coccomyxa subellipsoidea C-169 is the source of this 783-nucleotide messenger RNA. RefSeq names its product rhomboid-domain-containing protein. The transcript is spliced from 4 exons. Gene Ontology annotation, cellular component: membrane. Gene Ontology annotation, molecular function: serine-type endopeptidase activity. The annotation marks the transcript as partial. NCBI's taxonomy places the organism in Eukaryota, Viridiplantae, Chlorophyta, Trebouxiophyceae, Coccomyxaceae. The record is from RefSeq and is a predicted model, not a curated record.
UUGAUGUGCCAGGUUGUCGAAAGGCCAGCCACAUCCUUAGUCUCGACACUGCUGACAGCAGUGUACUUGUACAUCACAUCCCAUGGAAUCGGGUAUGCAGAUGUGGGCCUCAAUUACGACCAGGCAGUUCAGAAGCUUGAGCUUUGGAGGGUCCUCACAGCACAGGUCAGCCAUGUUGAGCUGCUGCACCUGCUGUUCAAUCUGAGCACAUUGUGGUCGCUCGGAGUCAUUGAAGAGAGCAAUGGGAAUGGAGCCAAGGGUGGCACCCGUUACUACCUGCAGACAUCCCUUGUGCUGCUCAUCUUCUCAGGACUGGUCUGUCUUUUGUUUUAUCAUGUCUUGGGGGUAGUCCUUCGGCGGGAGCAAUACCACACUGUGACAACCGUUGGCUACAGUGCAGUUAUUUUUGGGUGGAUGACAAUAUUGUCUCGGACUGGAGUGGCGAGUUUCAGCGUGUUUGGGCUGGCAAACAUUCCCAUGUGGCUGACGCCGUUUGCCUCCCUCGUACUUACAUCAAUCAUCAUCCCAAGAGCCUCCUUCCUUGGGCACCUCAGCGGCAUUGUGGUUGGGUUCAUGGUGGCAAGCGGGGUCUUUGAUUGGCUGACGCUCUGGUGGCUGGGCAGCCUGCUGGCUUGGAGUGGAGCUCUGUUGGUGUUUCAUCUGGUGAGGAUUGAGCGUUUGGAGGUGCCCUGGCUGCGCAUGAUGCCCUCAGAAGGGGCAGGCGACAUUGAGACGGGUGUGCCGGUUGUGAGAAUUGUGGAUGGCGUGCUCGAACGAAGAUAG